AUGGUGAAGUCAGAGAAGAAGAAAGGCAAGGAAGAGAGGAAGAAGAGGAAAGUAUCGCGACCCACCGCUAAUUUCUCAGAGCUACGUAGUGCCAAUGUCGAGAAGAAGAAGAAAGGAUUCGCGGAGCUGCGCGACGAUCUGUUCCGCGAAGCAGCGAAACUCGUCGCGGAAGAUCCUUCACAGAGAAUCGCGAUCCUCAUCAAACCUCCCGCCUCCGAAUCGAACGUGGUGAUGCAAUCGUUCGGGUAUCCGUCUGCGGAAGGAGUUGUUCGACAGUUCCUCAAGGAUUCUGCUCCUCCUGUUCCGGUAACAGAGGACGACGACGAAGAGGAGGACGAAGAGGAGGAUGAGGAUUGGUGUAAGUAUUACUGGUGGGAAGAUGAGAAGCUGCUUAAUUCGAAGGAUCCGGUGGAGAUUAUGGCAGCGAUGGAGGAGAUGAAGAAACUUCAGAAGCAACUCGAGAUGUAUAAAAGUGAAACAGGUCAAGGCUCUGGGACUCAGGACGAUGCAUCCAAACCCUAA
Messenger RNA from Brassica napus (rape), 522 nucleotides. Its product is annotated as agamous-like MADS-box protein AGL97. The transcript has a single exon. The coding region runs from base 1 to 522 and encodes 173 amino acids. The record is from RefSeq and is a predicted model, not a curated record. Lineage: Eukaryota; Viridiplantae; Streptophyta; Magnoliopsida; Brassicales; Brassicaceae.